Messenger RNA from Fusarium redolens, 2111 nucleotides. Its product is annotated as thiamine diphosphate-binding protein. The transcript has 7 exons. The coding region runs from base 1 to 1902 and encodes 633 amino acids. The record is from RefSeq and is a predicted model, not a curated record. Gene Ontology annotation, molecular function: thiamine pyrophosphate binding; carboxy-lyase activity; magnesium ion binding. NCBI's taxonomy places the organism in Eukaryota, Fungi, Ascomycota, Sordariomycetes, Hypocreales, Nectriaceae.
AUGUCUCAGAUCAAAGUUGGUGACUACCUCUUCCGCCGUCUUCACGAGCUUGGCAUCCGUUCAGUCUUUGGCGUUCCAGGAGACUACGAACUUGCUCUUCUUGACCUCGUCACCGACAACGACCUCUCCUGGAAAGGUAAUCCCAACGAACUCAUCUCUUCUUACGCUGCAGAUGGUUAUGCUCGUGUCCGUGGUGCAGGAGCCUUUGUCACCACCUUCGGCCCCGGUGAACUCUCUGCGUACUGCGGCAUGGCUGGUCACUACGCGGAAUUUGUUCCUGUUGUGCAUAUUGUGGGCUACCCAGCUGUCGAUGCUGUUCGCAACAAGAAGAUUAUGCAUCACAGUCUCGGAAACGGCAAGUUCGACAUGUAUGAGAACAUGGCCAAGAACAUCACUGCUGCAACUGCCGUGAUCAACUAUGCACCUACUGCGGCUCGAGAGAUCGACGAAACGCUUGCCAUUAUGAUGCGUGCGGUACGCAACGGUGUACUCGAAGAAUCGCAUGAGCUGAUCAAGUUGACCAACCUCCCAACCUUCACCACCGCGAUGGGCAAAGGUGGUCUCGAUGAAAGUAUUCCCCAGUUCGCUGGCGUCCACUCCGGUGCUGGUACUCUACCCGCUGUCAAAGAGGCGCUUGAAUCUGUUGACACGGUCAUUUGGAUCGGCAACUAUCCUUCUGACUUUAAUACUGGCGAGUUUACGACUGUUGUCAACAAAGAUGCCAUUGUUAUUGACCUCCAACGUUUCGCGGUUUGGAUCGGCAAGACCCAAUAUUUCGUGUCAAUGAAGCAUGCCAGCGACGACCUCAAGCAGGAUUAUCUCUGGGGCGCACUGAGCUCUUUCUUCCGUCCCGGUGAUGUGAUCAUUGGCGAGACCGGAACUUCCGCUUUCGGCCUCUGCGACACUAAGCUCCCCAGCGGUGUCAUGAUGUUUAACCAGACCGUGUACGGCAGUAUUGGGUAUGCUACUGGUGCCAUUGUUGGAGUUGGUCAAGCCAUCAAGGAAAGCGAGGGCAAGUGGAAGAGGCCCGUCCUCGUCACUGGAGAGGGCUCCAUGCAUCUCACUAUUCAGGCACUGGCAGAUAUGCUGCGAUGGGACCUCAAGCCAGUCAUAUUCGUCCUCAACAAUGGCGGAUACACAGUCGAGCGUCUCAUCCACGGCAAGGAAGCCUUCUACAACGAGGUCGCAAUUCUAGACUACUCCAUGCUCAGCAAGACUUUUGGACCAGCAUUCGAAUCCAAGUACCAUGGCCCUGUCAAGACCUGCAGAGAGCUAUCAUCGAUCCUUCAGGAUCCAAAGUUCGGCAAUGCAGGCUGUCUUGAGUUGGUCGAACUCGUCUUACCUCCUCUCGACGCACCUUCUGCUGUCAUCAAGACUGGUGCCGCUAUUGAUGCAUUCAACAAGGCCAAGGCUGAGCAGGGGCCAGGGCUGCCUGACCGUCCCGUUUUCAAGUUUAGAACCAUGUCGCUAAUGGCCAAUGACCCGGGCGAGCUCUCGCUCAGCAAGCUCCUCUCAACUCUUACCCAUACGCUCCAUCCAACCACCUACGUCUUCGCCACCUUCCCAGAUACCUCCAAUCUACCACCCCUAUCCGAAACGCAAAUGAUGUUCAAGGAGUCCGAGGGAAUUACAGUAAUCGUCAGCAAAGACUAUGCAGAGUCACAUAAGAUCGACUACUUCUUCCCCUGCAAAAUGAUCAGUCUCAACGUCACAUCGAGCCUGGAAGCUGUCGGAUUCAUGGCGGUUAUCGCGACAAGAUUAGCGGCGAAGGGCAUUGGUUGUAACCCUGUUAGUGGGUUCUAUCAUGAUCAUAUCUUUGUGCCUCUUGGUCGGGAGGAGGAGUCAUCGGAAGUGUUGGUACGAUUAGCGGUGGAGAAGAGGGAGGAGACAGAGAAGGCAUAGCAAGAAGGGUCAUGGGAAAAUAUCUAUCAAUCUUGAGGGAUUUAUCAAGACGGAAGCAUAAUAUCAUGGGAGUCUAUCAAUGUCUAGUAUGAAUUCUGCCUCUCGGCAGGCAAAGCUGAGUGUUGGACCUAUUACUCCAAAAGCCACUUGAUACCUUCAACAAGGUCUACAGCUGCUUUCUUCCCCUGGCUCAAAUGCACGAAAGCGCC